Molecule: messenger RNA, 600 nt
Organism: Malassezia vespertilionis
Lineage: Eukaryota; Fungi; Basidiomycota; Malasseziomycetes; Malasseziales; Malasseziaceae
Exons: 1
Coding region: 1-600 (199 amino acids)
Biological process (GO): autophagy of mitochondrion
Cellular component (GO): mitochondrial outer membrane
Source: RefSeq, a predicted model, not a curated record
AUGCUGCAUGCUCAUGCACGCGGCGUGCCGAAUGCCAUACGUAUGAGCCUUCGUACUCCUGUGCGUGCAUACAAGAGCCACGCAAUCGCACUCCGUAUGCCCACCGCUGCAGGCCGUGGCGCAUUUAUUGCUCGUGCUGGCCUCAUGGCCGGCGCUACGGCUUUGCUUGGCGGGUCGCUUCUGUGGCCUUCGCAGGUCCAGUGUGAUGCUGUUGUGGUUGAACCGCCGGGCGCGAAACCGGCGAAAGUCGAGCCGAAAAGCAUCGUGAACGUGUACGAGUUGUCGUUUGGCACGAUCUGCGGACUGUGCGCCGGCAUCUUUAUCAAGAAAGGCUUCAAGCUGAUUGCCGUUUUCCUUGGUGCUGCAUAUGUGAUGCUCCAGUACCUAGCUUCACGCAAGCUUGUCAAUGUUAACUGGAAGAGCAUCGAGUCUACGUACAACAAGUCGAUCGAUAAGUUCGCCACGCCAAGCGGCGACCGCGCCAUGGACCGCUUCCCCCUCACACGCAUCUGGCAGAAUUCGAUCAACUUCUUGACUUCCGACUUCCAGCAGCGUGCUACAUUUAUUGGGGGUCUCGUGCUUGGCUUGCGCCUUGGGUAG